This is a messenger RNA of Choloepus didactylus (southern two-toed sloth), 4054 nucleotides long. It is a transcript of the gene CIPC, whose product is annotated as CLOCK interacting pacemaker. The transcript is spliced from 4 exons. The record is from RefSeq and is a predicted model, not a curated record. Gene Ontology annotation, cellular component: nucleus. Lineage: Eukaryota; Metazoa; Chordata; Mammalia; Pilosa; Megalonychidae. Bases 247 to 1443 code for a protein of 398 amino acids. Gene Ontology annotation, biological process: negative regulation of DNA-templated transcription; negative regulation of circadian rhythm.
AGGUUGUGAGACUUUGCCACUUCCAUGGCCCUGGGUCUGAGAGCACCUGUUGUAGAUGCCAUCAUCAUCCAUCUGCUGUCCCCCAUGGAGGUCUCGUAGGGUGCCACCAGGCGUGGUUUGUUGUUCACUGGCUAAUUGACAUGCUCAGCGCCAAUCCCAGGAGGGAAGUGCCUCUCCUCUCCAUGAAAAGAAAGAGCAAUCCUGAUGAAAAGAGUAUUGAUGAAUCCACUUCCAGCCCAGUAGAACAUGGAAAAGAAAAACCCAUCCAGAGAGAGCCCCAGAAGACUCUCAGCCAAACUCGGCAAAGGGACGGAGAUGAAGAAAGUAGCUCGUCAGCUCGGCAUGGCGGCUGCGGAGUCAGAUAAGGACUCAGGAUUUUCAGAUGGGAGCUCGGAAUGCCUGAGCUCUGCAGAGCAGAUGGAGUCCGAGGACCUGCUGAGCGCCUUAGGCUGGAGUGAAGACAGGCCGGGGCAGAACUCCAAGACUGCAAACAAUGCCUUCCCUACUCUGUCCCCCAUGGUCAUCAUGAAGAACGUGCUGGUCAAACAGGGCAGCAGCUCAUCCCAGCUCCAAUCCUGGACAGUCCAGCCCUCCUUUGAAGUGAUCUCAACGAAGCCACAGCUCUUAUUCCUUCACCCACCCGUACCAUCUCCUGUCAGCCCAGGCCAUGCCAGGGAGAAAAAGUCGGACUCCAGGAACUACUUGCCCAUUCUAAAUUCUUACACCAAAAUAGCCCCACACCCGGGCAAAAGGGGCCUUUCCCUUAGCCCAGAAGAAAGAGGAAAAAGUGGGGUACAGAAGAAAAUCUGUACCAAGAGACUGGGGCCAACCUCGUCUCCCAGGGAGCCAACCAAGACUGGUGCUGUGCCGUCCGGCCCCUCCACUCCAGCACCCCCUAGCACCAAACUGGUCGAGGACUCAGCUCCGCAGGGCGUCCCCUCCCUGGUGGCAGGUGGAAGUCCGCAGACUCUUCAGCCAGUGUCCAGCAGCCACGUGGCUAAAGCUCCCAGUCUGACCUUUGCUUCUCCCGCCAGUCCUGUCUGUGCAGCAGACAGUACUCUGCACGGGUUAGAGAGCAACUCCCCCCUUUCCCCACUGCCAGCCAAUUACAGCUCACCUCUGUGGGCUGCCGAGCACCUCUGCCGCAGCCCGGAUAGCUUUUCAGAGCAGCGGCAGAGCAAGCACAGGCGCUUUCAGAAUACCCUGGUAGUCCUGCACAAAUCCGGUUUGCUGGAGAUCACUUUGAAAACCAAGGAGUUGAUUCGUCAGAACCAGGCAACUCAGUUGGAACUAGACCAGCUAAAGGAACAAACCCAGCUGUUUAUAGAGGCCACCAAGAGCAGGGCUCCACAGGCUUGGGCCAAGCUACAGGCGUCUCUAAUAUCUGGGCCCAGUCAUACUGGCAGUGAUCUAGACGCAUUCUCUGAUCACCCAGACAUAUAGCACAGAAGGCCUAUUUUCCUGUUACUUGAGUGGUUCAUUUAAUUCUUUUGCUGUUACUUACUCCUGUUUCCCAAAGCUUAGGUGAGCACUUUUCUUUCUAAAUUUAAACUGUUUAGUGGUUCAGUUAUGAAGCCACAUGGCAGUACCUGGCUGUUGUCUUAACCUGUGGUCCAUGCCCAGAUUCCAUAUGCCUCUGUCCCACUGAUGACCUCUGACUCGGAGUGUCCUUGAAUCCCUUUUCCCUAGCCUGCAGGCACUCAGAUGGGACAUGGACAAGGCAGGAGUGAUGUCUGUGUGAGGCUCUUCUAGCUGCCACCUCCCACCAUCCCACUCACUAACCAGGAUCAGGGGUCAGUAUGCACCUGUCGAGCCUGGGAGCAGGCAACUUAAAGGUCCCUUUGUGCAUCUUCCCUCGAGUGUUUUGAUCACAGAGAAAAGUAAAAGGAGGUGUGUUUGCAUUCCACAAGGUAUCGUGUGGUUAGGCUGAAACCUAAAAUGCUUUGGGCAGAGGUUGGGCCUAGGGUGCAAGCAGCUUCAUCACUUAAGGCUUUGUUCUCUUAAACUUGAAAGUCAAGGAGAAAGGGUAGCACCAUUUGACUCAUACACUUUACUCACAAGCCAGAUUUCUCUUCACUUGAACUAUUAGGCAGAAGAACUUCAGGUUUGCAAAGUAUGGGGUGGAUUCAGUACCAUGUGGAAUUGUAUUUGAUGAAUUGAUUUUUUUAGUUGGAGCCUGAAGAACAUAGACAUAAUCAGCAUCUUUUGGUGAGGAGCUGGAAGAUUCUGGUGACUUAUGCUUUUUCUUUUAUCUUUUGAAACAAUGAAUUUUAAGGAUAACUUUUGGUGGUUCCUAAGAGUGUAGUAUAAGUUAAUGCUCUGCUCUCUUGUCCCCCCCCCCUUUUUUAAUAUAAAAAGGAAAAUGAGUGAUUAUUAUGUUUGAUAAACCCUGAAUUCAAUAAAAUCAUCCUGAGGUUAUAAUACAGAAGUCCACAAAAAAUUGGAAAACUUCCUUCUUGGUUUUCUUGCAGUGUAGUAAGUGGAAUAGAGCCCACUGUGUUUCUUUCACAUGUUGGAUAUUGACAGCAAAGCCAGAGGUGUAAUGUUGGUUGUGUGAAGUUCAUCUAGAAAUGAAAAACGCGACAGGAAUUUUCAGAUGAUACUACACAUUGUCUUCUACUUCAUUGUAUAGGUAAACUAGAUUUCCAAGUAUUAAAGUUUCAAACUUACUUUUUAUCUUCUCAUUUAAAAAUUUCAUCCUCCUGAAAAUCUUUGCACUUUACAAAUUACCUUAAUAAGGAGUUCUGUAUGACCAGCUCAUCUUUUCUGCAUGGAAAAUAUUCUGGAAGUUUUACCAAUAUUACCAAUAUUAAUGACCAUAUUGACUAGGUAAUACUAACUCUAAUGUAGUUUAAAAAUUAAGACUUCACAUCACCUAUACUUUGUUCUCAAACAUGGACAAUUUGAAUAUGAUCUAUUUAGGAAUAAACAACCCAGUAAAAGCUGUAGAUUCUCCUGAUCAAUGCAGAAUUAUCACUGCCGUUUGCUUUCUGAAAUCAGAGGAAAUGUGUCUUUUGGAAGACUCGGCUCCUUUGCAUCUUUUUCUCUUGGCCCCCUCCCUUCGUUACCCCUGAAUCUGUGCAGUACCCUCGCAGUUCUACCCUGUGCACCAUGCUAGGAAGCUUCCUUUUUGGCAGAAUGUGUUUGGCAGCAAAGCUACAGAGACAGGUGCACUCAGAACAGCCUGGGCACCAGUCAGAAGUCUUACUGAGUGUCAAAAACCUGAAAACACUUGCUGAGAACCAAGUUUAUUCCAUCAGAAAAACCCUUUGUGGAGCUAUAAGCCUCUUGGACCCUUCUUCCUAGAUUAAGGCUUGCAUUUCUCUUCCUGUCAUGGUAAAAUGAUGAUGAAAGCUGUCAUCAAGCCUCACUGUGAGUGGCAGGGAGAAGCGGCACCACCUGCAGCUCUUCUCUGACCUGGUGACUCAGUGCUGGAAGUCUCUGGAGGCUACUAGCAUGGGCAUCCUUCUCCCAGUGGAGCUGUAAGCAGAUGAAGCUAAGCAGAGCAGCUGGAUCUUGGAAGGAGAGAUCACUUGAGGCCCGCAGACUUUUAGAGCUGGAAGCCAGAUUGGCAAAUGUAGGAGCCUCGGAGUUGACCAGAAAGAUCUCCGUUGGUUGCACAGGCUGUAAGUAGCGAUGGUCUCAGCAAUGCAUGGUUCAAUCUGGUAUGAAGUACCGUGGCACAGCCACUGUUUGCUGAAAGUGAGAAGCCUUUCUUAGCUCAGCCCAGCCCUGAAGAGAACAUUGGUAGAUUUUGUUGGCAAUGUUGAGGCACAUUUAGAAAAAGCUGCUGAUUGAAUUGGUUAUGGGAAUAGAGUUUAAUGGCAUUUGUAAUUUAUUACACUCUCAUUGCUUUUUUAUUAAUUUAGUAUUGUCUGACUUUUCUUCUCUACUGUGGUUCCUUGAACAGAAAAGUAACUCCCAUGCUUUUCCAGCUAUGGAUUCUGUAGGGUAGAAAUUUAUUUACCAAAUGUGAAUUCUUUUGCGAAAGUAUGAAGUUUUGUAGAAAUUGACUGUGAAAUGUUAGAAAUUAAAGUCACUUACUUGACAACUA